AGUGUCAAGGUCGCUGCAAGAGAGGACCCUCUUCUUUUAAACACCGAUGGACGUCCAAUCAAGUGUGAUAGGUUCAUGGUUCCUUAUGAAAUUUCAAGGCUGUCACCAACAUUUGUACCCUUGCUUGGGCUACCCUCUGCAUGUAUUAUGAACACAGAGCGAACAGUUUUUUCACCAGCACAAAUGGAACCAGUGGACUUAACAGUAAAUAAAAGUCGGUACUCACUUUCACCUGCAUCAUCACUUGCCAGUCUGCCCUCAUCACCUGCAAUUCCAUCAUCACCAUCAUCCACAGCUGAUAGCUACUCUUGUGUUGAUUUGAGACUGAACAAAGAUUUUAAUUCUGAUGAAGAAAUUUCUGAUCCUUUAUCUAAGUCCGAAUCACCAGCUUCGUUUUCGUUUCAAAGCAUAAAUGAAUCACCACUCUCAAGGUUCCAGAAUGAAAAGCAACCUCAUUUUCUAAAUUUGUUGCAAAAGCUGGAUCAGAUUGAAGAUCCCCUCAUGUGCAAUCCCUUGUUAAACAAGGCUAAAAUAUUUAGUGGAAGCAUGGGACUCCCCAGUAAUGUGGUAAAAGAAGGACUGGACAUUUAUUCUGAAAAUUUACGUAGAAGAAAAACGCACAAAUGUGACUUUAAAGGCUGUGAAAAAGUCUAUACAAAAAGCUCACAUUUAAAGGCUCAUAAAAGAACACAUACAGGAGAAAAGCCAUACUUAUGUACUUGGGAAGGUUGCACCUGGAAAUUUGCUCGAUCUGAUGAACUCACUCGACAUUACAGAAAACAUACUGGUCAAAAACCCUUCAAGUGCCAGCUAUGUCAGCGAUCGUUUUCUAGAUCUGAUCAUCUUUCUUUGCAUAUGAAACGUCACUAGGUCAUCUUACAAUGAAAUUGUUAAUUUUUUUGAGAGAAUAUAUUGAAGCUGUUCUGACUUCGGAAGAAGAAAGCACACCAUUACUCAUUUUCCAGACAAGAGUACAAAAGUUCACAAAUGUCAUUCCACUGAAUUUCAGCACUUAAAAUAUUUUCCUGUGACGAUCUCUGGUAUUUCAGAGUGAUAAGACUGUUAAAUGUUUUAUAUGUUGUAUUUUAGUAAAUUCAUUAAUAGAUAGUUCAGUAUUUAAGUCUAAAAAAAGUAAUGAAUAUAAAAUGCUAAUACACACCCAGAACUUUUUCAGUGGGCCAAAAAUUUUGUUUUGAAAGAUGUUCUAAUUUGUUUAAAUAUUAUUUUAUUGCAAUUAAUAAAGAAUUAAGACAACUCAAUGUUUCAUAUAUUUUUUGAAACAUUAUUUAAUUGUUCGUGAGAAAUAAUCAAUUUGCCACUACAAAUUUUAGAAUUACUUUCAUAAUUUUGGAAAUUAAGAAUUCAUACUUGAAGGACUUGGAAAUUAUUAUUUGCUGAACUACUCUGAAUUCUUAUCCUUGCAUCAAUUUCAAUUUAUUAUUAAAAAUUUAUUAUAAUGCUUGCAUGAUUUUUUUUAAUUCUUAAAUAUGAUAUCAAUCUGCAGGAUUCUAUACCAUUAUUAUAUCUGGUUUUAAAACCAAAUAUUAAAAAAAAUUUCCUUUAAUUUGUUUAAGUACAUGAUUAUAUUGUGUUAUAAAACCAAGCAUUAAAAAUAUUUUCUUUAAGUUAUUCCUAUAAUGAUUUAUUUAUUAUUUUUUAAAUAAUUUUUAUCUGAAAUGAGCUAUUAUUAAAUGAUUAAUUGCUGUUAUUAGAUUUUACUUUAAAAUAAUAAGUUCAGUAUGAAAAAAAAAAAAAAAACUUGCAUUCAUCUAUUGCAUUACUUUUAUUUAUUAUUCCUAUUAGGGCAUUUAACAUUAUCAAUUGGUCUUUUAAAAAAAUUGAGUGAUGAUGAUGCUUUAUCCAUCUAACAUUCCUUUACCUAGAUAGAGAAGUGUUGUGUGCGAAGUCAUUGAAAUUUCAUUUUAGUUUUUUAAUAUUCAGGUUGUUUUAUUUUAUCAUCUGUGUUAUCAAUAAUAGGCCCAUUUUAUGUAUUGGCCAGUAUUCCUAAUAAACGAAUAAUGCUAUUUGCAUUGUGAUUAGGGCUUGAAACUAGAUUGAGUUUUUUCUCCCUUUAUUUGUGUGUUUGUCUGACGAAGUACAUGUUUAAGUACUGAAAUUUACUUAUUUAAUAAGAAUUCCCUUGGUAAGGUUUUACAAAGUUAUUUUCAAUUUGUUUUAGUAGACUUAAGUCAUCUUUUUUGACUGGAAUAUUUCUCAUUGUAAAUGUGUUUUAAAAAUGAUAUGUUUUUCUGUUGGUAUACACAGAAAAUACGAAGAGAAUAUUUGUUUUUGUGGCAAGAAUAUAUUUUGUGAUAGUGUUUUUGUGUGUCUUAAGUGUUAUAUAAGGAAAACUUUCUAGAUUAUUUAUGUUUAUUGUGAAAGAAUUUUAUUUUUUGUAAAUACUGAUAAGCUGCAAUUCAUAGUUUCUGUUUCUAUUUUAAAGCUUUGUAUUUAAAUACACUGGACUAUUUGACUUUAUUUCAGUUUAGAUAGUUGAUGUAAAUUUUUAUUUGGAUGUGGGGAGGUGAAUAAAUUUCCAAACUUGCAUUAUUUUCUGCAAUAAUUGUGAUUUUAUUUCCAUGGGGAAAAAAAAAGGAAAAUAUAAGCCUAAUAACUAUUUUCACUCUUGCUGGCAGGAUUGACAAAAAUGUGGUGUUAAAAGCAAUAGAAUUGCCAUGUAGUGAUUUAAUUAAGACCACUGCAAAAUAAAAUGGCAUAACCUGAUAUAGCUGUAAAAAAUAGAUUAUCUGAAAUAAUUUGUGUUGAAAUAAAAUGAAUCUAUGAUCCAACUGAGAUUAACUGCAUCAUUUGAUGUUUUUGUUUCAACUUCAAAAAGUGAAAACAAAAGUUUUUUUUUUUUCUUUUUAAAUUUCUCUAGAUGAUAUUCUGGUUUAGAAAACAUAUUUAUUAUUCAUAAUAACUUAUCUAAAUUUUGAAUUCUAGAUCUGAAUAAAUGAUGAAAUUUUAUGUAUAUAACUAAUCUUUUACCCAGUGAUACUAUAUAUUAAAAAAGGAGAAAUAUAGAUUUUUUUUUCUACUUAUAAUGGUUAUUCGUAUUAUUGUUCUACUUCAAAUAGAAAUAUUAAUGUGCAUUCAUUAAUAUUUUUUCAAAAGAAAAUUUAAUUUUUAUAAAAUCAGCAGAUUUUCUCUCAUUAAAAGAAUUGA
Messenger RNA from Argiope bruennichi, 3165 nucleotides. Its product is annotated as Krueppel-like factor 8. The coding region runs from base 76 to 870 and encodes 264 amino acids. Gene Ontology annotation, biological process: regulation of transcription by RNA polymerase II. Gene Ontology annotation, molecular function: DNA-binding transcription factor activity, RNA polymerase II-specific; RNA polymerase II cis-regulatory region sequence-specific DNA binding. The record is from RefSeq and is a predicted model, not a curated record. The transcript has 7 exons. NCBI's taxonomy places the organism in Eukaryota, Metazoa, Arthropoda, Arachnida, Araneae, Araneidae.